Molecule: messenger RNA, 545 nt
Organism: Fusarium odoratissimum NRRL 54006
Lineage: Eukaryota; Fungi; Ascomycota; Sordariomycetes; Hypocreales; Nectriaceae
Exons: 3
Coding region: 58-342 (94 amino acids)
Source: RefSeq, a predicted model, not a curated record
CUCCUAGCAAUUACUCUCUACCAUCCAACUACAUUCCAACCAAACCUCACCACCAACAUGCGUGCCGUCUCAGUCAUUGGCGUUCUCGCCACCAUCAUCUCCCUCGCCGCCGCGGAUCCUCACGGAGCUUGUGGCUGCCAGAUCAACACUGAUGGCGCCCUUGACUACGAUACUACUGAUACCUGCUGCACCCGAUUCGGGGGGAAGACUUCAUUCCUCACUACCUCCAGGAAGGUCCGUUUCUCUGGAAAAUACUGUCUGCGCGGCAAGAUUAAUGGGAACAGCUGGUACAACUGCUGCCGCCAGUUCCUUCCUGAGGGUGACGGUGCAUGUCCGUGGUAACUUAGGAACGACGUUGACGGUAUCUUGUUAACUGAGCAGUGCCUUUGACUCUUCUCUGAGCCAAAAGGGGUUAUGAGAUGCGGGGGCUAGGUCAUCUUCUUCCGUACAUCCCUACUAGAUAGCUCGCUGUAAAUAGUAAUAUCAGACUCUAUUACACUCACUCGAGGAAAGCUUCGAUGAGUGUACAUUGAUAUUACCACUCA